CACCUGAAAGAGAAGUUAUUCUCCUCUCCUCAAAACAUCGACUGUCACGCACCGGAGACGCCUCCCCGUCGCUGACUACCGCCGGUACCAAUUCUCCGAUCAGGAAACCAAUCCCCUCGAGACAGUUGCACCGCAUCUGGUCAAUUGUCGUUUUCACAACGAUCUUCAAACGAUCAAAGUCGACUCUGCUUGUGAUUGUUCGGGGAUAUUAUCAAUUGAAUUGCUUGAAGAGUCCAUUGCGAGAAGUAUCGUUACUGCUCGAGAUUUGUUUCUUACGAAAUGGGUGAAAGCUCGUGGUUUGUAGGAAUUGAACACUGAGAAUUGGAAGGGCGUAAUGUUCAGCUCUAUGGAUUGCCGAAGUGGAUAAUUGUGAUAUUCUUGUUUGUGAUAUUAUGGAUACUUGAAAAAUUUUCCGAUGCUUGGAUUUUCUUAUGACUCUUUGCCAAAGAAUUCCUGUUUAUGGACUUUGUUCUGUUUAAUCACAUAUGUUAUAGCGAUCCUUCUUCAUGAACCGGCAGCUGAUCUCUCCAUUACAGAAUGGACAACAUGGUAGACUCCCUGAACAGUGCAUACCAGGAGUUUGUGUUGGCAGCAGCUAAUGUGCUCGAGGCCAAGGAAGUGUCAAGCACGCAGAAAAUAUCAGCCACAGACGCUGCCCUUGAGAACUUCAAGCAGAAGUGGGAACUCUUUAGAGUGGCCUGUGAUCAAGCAGAGGAGUUUGUAGAGUCCGUUAAGCAGAGGAUCGGUUCAGAGUGUCUCGUGGACGAGGCCACUGGGACCGUGGUGGGAAAGCCUGGGCAGGGGGCUACGACCGGUCUGCCACCCAUCAGUGCUGUGAGGUUGGAGCAGAUGAGUAAAGCCGUUCGGUGCCUUGUCAUCGAGCUCCAGAGCGGGGCUGGCGUCCCUGGCGGUGGGUCGCAGUCUCAUUCUUCUUCUGCUCCUUUUGAUACUCGAUUCUCUGAAGAUUCAGCUCAGUAGAUUCCUAUGUGGACCUCAACGAGGCAAGUUGCUUUUAGGAAUUUCACUUGGGGAGGUGCUUCUCAGCCUUCUCUUUUGAUAGUCAUCGGACUAACUUGCUAAGGAAAUUCCAGUCUACACUGGUUUUGGAAAUCAAACAUGAUAAGUAAUUGGCGCGGGCACUGUCAUAUUAGCAUAGGACCUAGGAUAAUCAACCUGCUUGGAUUGAUUCCAGUGUGAAGAAAUGUUGUGUACGCUCUAUGUCAAGAAGAACUGUCGCGAUUUAGUCCGGUGUUGAAUGCCAAUGUCUAGUGAUAUUAUGCAUAAUAUGUCAUUAAACUCUCUCAGCACCGUUUAUCUUCUACUUUUUGGAAUUCUUAGAUUAUUUGGCAUGUGUACACGAAACUUUGUACAUUAUGAGACUAUAAUUCGAGAGACAGUUUUCUGGAA
Punica granatum (pomegranate) is the source of this 1407-nucleotide messenger RNA. The record is from RefSeq and is a predicted model, not a curated record. NCBI's taxonomy places the organism in Eukaryota, Viridiplantae, Streptophyta, Magnoliopsida, Myrtales, Lythraceae.